AAUGCACUUAUGAUUCAUUGAGUUUUUAUGAUGGAAGCUCUUCACAUGUCAGGAACAUUGGUGUCUAUUGUGGUCUAAGAAUACCUGGUCUUAUUCGCACUCAUGGCAAUAACUUGUACAUUGCUUUCAAGGGGGAUGGAUCUGUCACCUUUAUGGGUUUCUAUGCUGCUUACAGUUUCCAUGGUGAGUCAACUGUUGCAUUUACAAUGGAAGGAAAGAGCCUCGUGCUAAAUUAUUGUGUUGAGAGGAAUUUUUUAUAUUUUUUUUUUUGAAACAAAGAUUUUAUUUUAAAUUAAAGAACUGAAAAAAUCAAGGGUGUGAACUUAUUGGAUAAAGUAUUACAUUGAAGAGCUAAUGAGUUUAGUGUACCACCCCAAAUGGGACAAGACCUUUAUAGUUUAUAGCCAUAUAGCAAUGUUUGUUCAGUUCAAUUUUCUUGUAAAUUUAAACUCAACAGUCUGUGAAGACUUCACUUAUGGAGACACUUGUAGCAUGAGGUGUUCAUG
Molecule: messenger RNA, 506 nt
Organism: Lymnaea stagnalis (great pond snail)
Lineage: Eukaryota; Metazoa; Mollusca; Gastropoda; Lymnaeidae
Source: the annotation of a GenBank genome assembly